AUGUUAUUGUGGUUAAAACAAUGCCAUUUAUCUAACACACAAAAAUUUGAAACCAAUCCUUUUUUUUCAACUCUAUUUGCUUGGCGACCUGACGCGUUAGAGAUUGACAGAUCAGAUCGGAAAUAUAUCGAUCAGAUCACUUUAAAAAAUUAUUUUAUUAAUCAAGGAAGACGUGUUGCAAUAAUUAUUUUAAAAUAUAUUAUUUUUGAUUUUAUAUGCGAAUGGGCUGAAGCUUACCAACCAAUUGUCCCAGAUAGAUUUUAUGUGCUUCGAUUUAUUGAUUAUUUUUUUACAGGAAAACCAUUUAUUACACCAUUUUAUUUAUUUUAUCAUUAUGCCUUGGCAGUAAUGUUAUAUAUUUAUAUUUCUUUGUUUUAUGACUUUUUUUUGUUUUGCUAUGGUCUAUUAUUGCUCCCGUUGCUUCAAAUCAAUCAAUCUACUCAGAACUCGAUCGAUAAAGUCUCCGAAUCUCAACAUAAAUUUCAACUCUUUAAACCAUCAACUAUAAAAGGAAUUAAAGAGUGGUUGAUCAUUUUGUUAUUCUAUACGAAAGUUCCAAUGAAUUUACCUUUCAUGUCAACGAGUCCUCGAGAUUUUUGGUCGAAGCGUUGGCAUUCUGUACUUAGGGAAAUUUUUCUAUACUUAGGCUAUGUUCCCACCAAAAAUCUUUUUGGUAAUCAUAAAAAAAUUGGAAAUAUUUUUGGAACAUUUUCGGCUUUUUUUGUUAGUGGAUUAUUGCAUGAAUACAUAGUUUAUUGUAUGUGGGGUGCUAGACCAGGUGAACAAAUGAUUUUCUUUUUGUUUCAUAGUAUUUUGUUUAUCCUUUGGGAAAUUGUUGAAGGGUUGUUAAUUGGAAAUAGAACAGUCUCACAUAAAGCAGAAAAUAAUUGGGGAAGAUGGUUAUUUAAAUUGUUGUUAUUUAAUAUUAUCGGAGUCUUCACUAUUCCAUCAUUUAUGGAACCUUAUCUCCGUAAUGAGUCUUUCUCUUGUGUAAUGCGGUUUGGAUUGUUUCAUAAUACUGUAAAAUGUGAUUAA
Cetraspora pellucida is the source of this 1035-nucleotide messenger RNA. Lineage: Eukaryota; Fungi; Glomeromycota; Glomeromycetes; Diversisporales; Gigasporaceae. The record is from the annotation of a GenBank genome assembly.